AUGGCCAGUCUGGACGAGGUGCUACGAACUUUUUCGUUGCAAAAAAUGCAGGAACUCAAGGAAAAACAAGGAACCGAGGAUACCACUGAGGACAUGAUCAUACAAAGCAACAAAAACGGUGUUCAAGAAGAAACAACUGAAAAUAAAGAAACCAAAGGAAAACCUGAAGAUGAAGCGCAAAUCAAUGAACAAACAGAUCAUACACCAUCCCAAGAAACAGUCGAGAGUGAGAAUAAACAAAUGAAGCCUUCAGAAAAAGAGUCGUACAUCAAUGAAACAGAAACAGAUGCAAAGGUGAAGGAACCAAAUCAAAAGAAAGCAGACGUCACCAGUAAAGACAGCAAAGACAAGAAAAUAACUAUCAAGCUCUUUACAAAGACAAUUGAAACUGAAGUAUUAAAGGAGAAAAAGGAAGAUGCAGCUGAGGAAAAGGAAGAAGAUGACGAUGAUGAAGGAAGUAGUUCAGAUGACAGUGAAAAUGAGGAUGAUGCAGAGAUGAAAGACGGGAAGCCCUGGAGGAAGGUGUAUGAAGAGGGAGAGUUGUCUCCAUCUAGUGAGAGUGAUGAUGAAGAAGGAGAAGGGGAGAUAAAGAGUAACAAAGAAGACGACAAAGACUCAUACUCAAGUGGAGAAAUUAAAGAUGAGAACACAAAGAAAUCAAAGAAACACAAGAAACACAAACAUAAGAAACAUAAGCAUAAGGAAAAGGUUAAGGAUAAAGAAUCACCAAAAGACAAGGAUAAACACAAGGACAAGAGCAAGAAGGAGAAGAAAAAAGACAAAGACAAGAAAGAGCAUAAGGACAAAAACAAAAAGAAAUCAAAAUCAAAAGAUAAGGAAGAUGCACAGGACAAAGAGGAUGGUGCUGAAGUGGUGAACUUAGAGACGGAGAAAAAACACAAACAUGACAAGAAACAUAAAAGUAAACACAAAGAUAAAGGGGAUGAAAAGGAUGAAAAGAGUAAAAGCAGCAGUAAGAGGAAGCAUAAGUCACGUUCCAGGUCUCAAUCCCCAUCAAUACAUAAAUCAUCAUCUCACAAGAAGCGACGUCAUUCAUCAAGAUCCCGAUCCAAAUCACCAAGAGAUCACAAACACAAAUCCAACUCAAGAGAAAGAGAUUACUAUGGAAAAAGGACAUAUGACAUGCAUUACUCAAAUCGUGACUUAAAGCACAGACGGCGAUCUCGCUCAAGAUCUCCUUAUAAGGUUGAUGAGUUUAGAAUUGACAAAGCUAAACUGCUUGAGAUUGCUAAAGCCAAUGCCUAUGCCAAAAUGCAGAGUGGGGAGUUUCCGCCGUACAUGAAGUUGACUCCAAAAAGUACUGUAACAAGAGUUGAUAAAAAAGAGGGGAGAAGUGUUGCAGAGUUAACGGCUGUUUGUAAGGAGAUCUCCAGCAAGCAGAAGGACUACUCCGACUCUGAUGAUUCACCUGUUAACAGACCCGUUGGUUCAGAUGAAGAGAAUGAUGAACCAUUUAUCAGGCAUCCAUUCAAAGUCAGGGAAGCUCCACUGGGGAUUGUGAUGAAUAUCAAGAAUGCUGUCCAGAAGCCAAUCCAAGACAAAGAGAUGCUCCGCCUGACCUUCCCCGUCUCAAGCGGCUCCCAACACCGUAAGAAAGAGGAUGAGUUGGGACUCAAUCCCUAUGGAGAUUGGAUAGCUGUGGAGAAGAAACCCAAAAUGAUGGACCCUGUAGCUAAACCAACUACUAAGAUAAUACCUAUCCCUGGGAUUACUACAAUGACAUCUGCAGAAGCAACAGUAGCAGCUGUGGGUGCAACAUUAACAGCCACUGAAACAUCAAUGCAACCAGUUGUUGCAGCAGUUGUAGCUCCCCCUGCAGUAGCUCCUGAUGCAGCAGUAGCUGCAGCUGCUAUGCCACCACCACUCACCACUAAUGUACCAACUGCUGUUGCUGCAAUCCCUGUUGCUGCAAUCCCUGCUGCUGCAAUCCCUGCUGCAACGCCUGUUGUUACAGCACCCGUCAUUCCAAUGCCACAAGCUCCUCUAACCUUUGCUGGAAUAAUAGCUGGAGCUUUGCCAUCCACUAGUGCCAUCGCUGCAGCUUCUGCCAUACCUGCUGCAGCCGCUGCUGCUGAAUAUGCAGCUGUAACUGCUGCAGCUGCCGUUCAAAGGGCAGCAGAGGUACACACAGCUGCACACGCAGCACAGUUGCCAGUUCCUAUAGGAGUAGCUGCAGUGCCUCCAGUUCAACCAAAGAAAGUAGAACCAGUGUUUGAGGAAGUUCCAAUUCAGAAAGUCGACAUUGCAGCGAUGGUAUCGGCAAGACUUAAGGCAGCAAGACGGCUUGAGAGUAACCCUAAUGAUGUGGAGGCUUUAUCAGUCAUGCAUAAGGCUCAGACACAGAUUCGUAACUGGACAAUGUGUAAGCAGAAGCCAGGAAUGUUUACCGGUGAUACCGGAUUGCGAACACUCCGCCCUGAGCAACUUGCCAACUCGGACCCAAGAGCUCAGGCAUGGGCAAAGAAGGCAAACGUUACCAAGCACAUUGCAGCUCUCUCUGGAAGAUCCAUCUGACUUGAAAUAAACUGUGCGACGGAGAGAUCGGAUUGAUAAUGUACAACGCGGUAUGGGUAGGUAAGAGGUAAUUUAAGCAUACAUGUGUCUGAUAGAUGCUGGAAUCGAACGCAACUAUAUUAUGUUGUUUACCCUUUUUGUCUUGGCAAAAUGGGAGGUUCACUUGUGUGCUUAAAAUAACUCUUAUACAAAUCAACUAGUACACAAAUAUAGACUCCUCCGAGUGCUAUGGAAACUGCAACUUCUAAGGUGAUCCCAGGAGCACUUUAUCUAUCCCUGAUUGGGUUCACUGAGGGAGUCUGUUAAACCAUAGCAUGAGUAAAAGCAGUCCAUAUUUGUUGUAUAACAUCCCCAUAUAUAAAUUCUGCCUUGACUUCUAGGUACCAAGAAGCUAGCACUGCUACAUGUGUAGUACGAUUGUUGCUACUGGUACUGUACCUCAGUUACUAUUGAUACAUUACAUUGGUUGCUACGGGUAUAGUACAUGUCAUGUGAUGCACUCUAAACCAAUGACAAGGCAGAAUCUAUUUAUGGAGUGUUUUCAACAUGCAAUUAUUAGUAGUUCCAACAGAUCAGUUUAGUUUCUACUUUGUUAAGCUAAACUAUUAGUUAAGCUAAACUAUUAGUUAAGCUAAACUAUUAGCGAUGAUAACAUGUGAAAUAUUGUGCGAGUGUUGAAGGUUUCAUGAAAGGUGUCUUAUAAAGCAGAGACCCUUACAAGUACAAAGUAUUUUAGUUAAGUAACAUCGUUUUGGACAUUAUUUAAGUUGAAAGAAAGUUGCAGAAAAUUCAAGUCUUUGGCAAAGAACAAUACAUUCAAAUUCAACUGCAAAACAUUUGCAAAAAGGCAAGUGCAAUGGUUUCUUGGGUAAAUCCUAAUAGACGACCCUUUUUUGAUCAUUCUUAGAUCUGGUGUGAAAGUGAUAUGAUUUUAAUGAAACACUAGCAGAAUAGUCAGUCUUAAAACCUAUUCCGUUAUAAAACAAUGUUUGUAAAUUGGGAUAUUUUAAUGCACAUUAUAACACAUUGUUUUCCAUUGUCUCCCCUUACCUUCCCCAACAUUGAAACUUUUCGGUAU
Messenger RNA from Asterias rubens (European starfish), 3613 nucleotides. Its product is annotated as protein SON-like. The coding region runs from base 1 to 2535 and encodes 844 amino acids. Gene Ontology annotation, biological process: regulation of cell cycle; regulation of mRNA splicing, via spliceosome. NCBI's taxonomy places the organism in Eukaryota, Metazoa, Echinodermata, Asteroidea, Forcipulatida, Asteriidae. Gene Ontology annotation, molecular function: RNA binding. The transcript has 8 exons. The record is from RefSeq and is a predicted model, not a curated record.